Gamsiella multidivaricata is the source of this 1568-nucleotide messenger RNA. RefSeq names its product WD40-repeat-containing domain protein. Gene Ontology annotation, cellular component: small-subunit processome; nucleolus. The coding region runs from base 127 to 1485 and encodes 452 amino acids. Gene Ontology annotation, molecular function: protein binding. Gene Ontology annotation, biological process: maturation of SSU-rRNA from tricistronic rRNA transcript (SSU-rRNA, 5.8S rRNA, LSU-rRNA). The transcript has 3 exons. NCBI's taxonomy places the organism in Eukaryota, Fungi, Mortierellomycota, Mortierellomycetes, Mortierellales, Mortierellaceae. The record is from RefSeq and is a predicted model, not a curated record.
GAGAGACCAAACUCCAUUGCUUUUGUUGUUCUCCGAGCGUGCACCCACUCCUUCGCCAUCCAUUUCGCAUUUCUCCUCCAUUUUCGCCCUAUCCACGUCUAUUUAUUACGUAACACAUCUAUUUCCAUGAAAGUAAAAGUUCUCUCCCGCAGCGUGGAGGAGUCCACUCGCCAGCGCUCCAAUGACAUCCACAAAGUCCAGCGCAACCUCGACCCGUCUCUCCACCCCUUUGAAAAAGCCCGCGAGUAUACUCGAGCCCUCAAUGCCGUCAAAGUCGAGCGCAUGUUUGCCAAGCCCUUCGUCGGAGCUCUUUCAGGGCAUGUAGACGGCGUCUACGCCAUGGCUAAGCACCCCAAGAAGUUGGACUGGCUCGUCUCGGGCGGAGGCGAUGGCGAUUUGAGAUUGUGGAGUCUCUCGGAGCAAAAGACAAUUUGGAGCACUGUCGGACACAAGGCGAUGAUCACGGGGGUCUCCAGUUUCUUGGAAGGAGAGCGGUUCUUGUCCUGCUCAAACGAUCGAACGGUCAAGAUCUGGGACCCAACAAUGACGGCGUAUGAUAUGGAUGGAGGAGGUGCUUCAACAAUUGCACCGGUCGCGACCUAUACGGGGAAGAACGCGUUCAGUGGGAUUUCACAUCAUCGAUCGGACAACGUUUUUGCAACCUCAGGAUCUGAGAUCAAUAUCUGGGACCAUGACAGGGCAGAACCCGUCCAGACCCUGAACUGGGGCGUGGAUACGAUCAACACAGUCAAGUUUAACCAGACUGAGACCAACAUCAUCGCCUCAACAGGAUCGGACAGAACCAUUAUUCUUUAUGAUCUUCGGACAUCGCAGCCCGUGACAAAGUUGAUUCUGGCUAUGAGGACGAACGCCAUUGCAUGGAACCCAAUGGAGGCAUUCAACUUUAUGGCGGCGAACGAAGAUCACAAUAUCUAUGCCUUUGAUAUGCGCAAUAUGGAUAAGGCCCAAAACAUCCUCAAGGACCACGUCUCUGCAGUAAUGUCGGUCGACUACUCGCCAACAGGAGAGGAGAUUGUCACAGGAGGUUACGACCGCACCAUCCGACUCUUCAACGCCCGCCAGGGACAUUCUCGCGACAUCUAUCACACUAACCGUAUGCAGCGCGUCUUCUCAGUGCUCUACACCAUGGACAACAAAUACGUCCUCUCUGGAUCUGACGACGGCAACGUCCGUCUCUGGAAGGCCCGUGCCUCUGAAAAGAUGGGUGUCCGUGACUAUCGCGAGAGAGCCCAUCUCGAAUAUGCCGAGAAACUCAAGGAGAAGUUUGCGAACGUGCCAGAGAUUAGGAGGAUUAAUCGUCAUCGUAAUGUACCAAAGGCUAUCAAGACUGCCACAAAGAAGAAGUCCAUCAUGAUCAACGCACGAAAGGUCAAAGAGGAGAAUGUCAGGAAACACACAAAGCCAGAGAACUUGAAGGAGAGGAUACCGGAGCGCAAGAAGCCUGUCGUUGGCGUCAAAAAGUGAGCAGUUGCAUCCUGCCAUUUCUCGCUACAUCAUUCCACUUUCCUCCCAUCCUUUCUUGCACUCAACAUGUACAAAAUAAAGGC